AUGAACCGCACCGCAGAAGCUGCUAAUUGAUCAAGUUUCAGUUAAUUGGGUAGUCAAAGAAUGCUCAUUUCGGUUGCUGCUGGUGGAAUUAUUAUCUUCUUUUGCUGCUUCAAUGCCGUCUGCUAUGCUCAGAAAUCGCCAGCGUAUGGCUUCGUAAAGCAAGCGGCAGAUUCUCCACGGGCGUCGUACCACGACUACAUCAUCGUCGGCGGCGGGACAGCUGGCUGCCCCUUGGCCGCUACCCUCUCGAAGAGGUUCGACGUGCUAGUGCUGGAAAGAGGCGGAUCGCCUUACGGGAAUGCCAACAUUUCCAACCUCGCCUCUUUCAUCGAGAACCUCGCCUACCUCACCCCGACGUCACCCGCACAGCGCUUCGUCUCCGAGGACGGCGUCAUCAAUACGCGAGCUCGUUGCCUCGGCUGCGGCACCUGCAUCAACGCCGGGUUCUACUCUAGCGCCAGCCGCCGAGAGUUGAUGGAUAUGCGAUUGAACCCGAAGCUGGCCCACCAGUCGUUCCCCGCCAGCUUCGGGUUCAAUCGCAUAUCCAUCAACUCUCGGCGGCCAGCCGCCGAGAGUUGAUGGAUAUGGACGGCACAAAGGUCGGGGGAACCACGUUCGACCCAACCGGCCAUCGCCACACCGCCGCCGAUCUGCUCAAGUACGCUGACCCCGCCAGGAUCACCGUGCUCUUGCGCGCCACGGCGCAGAGGAUCUUGUUCAGGAACGUUACCGGCCAGCAUAAGAACCCGCAGGCGUACGGCGUGGUGUACAAGGACGAAGCCGGCAACAUCCACGAGGCCCGCCUCAAGGGCUUCUCUGCAGGCGAAAUCAUACUGUCAGCCGGCGCUCUCGGUAGCCCGCAGUUACUCAUGUUAAGCGGCGUCGGCCCCACGGACCACCUCAAGUCCUUCGGCAUCGAGGUGCUCCUGGACCAGCCGAUGGUCGGCCAUGGCAUUGCCGACAACCCGAUGAACAUCUUCGCCGUGCCUUCGCCUGAGCCACUGACUAUCACUUCGGUUCAAGUCGUCGGAAUUGGGCCGGGCUACUACAUGGAGUCCUUGACGGGCUUCAACUUAGUCGCAGCGCUUUUGGGAGGCAACUCCCCAACCGUCCCUUACUUCUUCCAAGGUGGCGUAGUAGGUGAAAAAUUGGCAAGGCCUCUCUCCCGAGGAUAUCUUCGUCUCAAGAAUCUCGACCCAGAGGACAAUCCAUCAGUAACCUACAACUACUUCACGGAGCCUGAGGAUCUUAGAACAUGCGUGGAGGCAUUGCAGACGGUCAUGAGAGUGAUCGAUACCCAAGCGCUGUCCGAAUUCAGAUACCCGAAUCAAACGGUGGAGUACUUGCAGGCUCUCACUGCGAACUUAGUUGUCAAUAACAGAGCAAGAAGUGCAGAGGACGCCACUUCGCUGGAGCAAUACUGCAGCGACCUCGUAAUGACCAUUUGGCAUUUCCAUGGCGGGUGUGAAGUAGGAAAGGUGGUCGACCAUGAAUACAGAGUGAUCGGCGUGGCCGGGCUCAGGGUGAUUGAUGGAUCCACUUUCAGUUUCUCCCCGGGAACUAACCCUCAAGCAACUCUCAUGAUGUUGGGCAGGUACAUGGGGAUUCUGAUAGGAAAUGAUGGUGCAGCUCUGUUUACUGAUAUUUCUAAGUAUCAUUAAAUAAAUGUAAUAUUACAGUAAAAAGUAAUUAUACUCCUCCUAAAUAUCUUCUGAUAUAAAAGAAGAUAAAUAAAUCUGUCAUCUUUAACUAUAAUUAUGUACUUUAAUUUCUCAAUCAAACA
This is a messenger RNA of Zingiber officinale, 1783 nucleotides long. Its product is annotated as protein HOTHEAD-like. The transcript has 3 exons. The record is from RefSeq and is a predicted model, not a curated record. Gene Ontology annotation, molecular function: oxidoreductase activity, acting on CH-OH group of donors; flavin adenine dinucleotide binding. Bases 579 to 1661 code for a protein of 360 amino acids. NCBI's taxonomy places the organism in Eukaryota, Viridiplantae, Streptophyta, Magnoliopsida, Zingiberales, Zingiberaceae.